Molecule: messenger RNA, 2585 nt
Organism: Sabethes cyaneus
Lineage: Eukaryota; Metazoa; Arthropoda; Insecta; Diptera; Culicidae
Gene: path
Product: proton-coupled amino acid transporter-like protein pathetic
Exons: 8
Coding region: 522-1919 (465 amino acids)
Biological process (GO): amino acid transmembrane transport
Cellular component (GO): vacuolar membrane
Molecular function (GO): amino acid transmembrane transporter activity
Source: RefSeq, a predicted model, not a curated record
UAUCUAUUUUCGACAGAAAAAAAUGGGUCAUAGUGUUGCGGGAAGAAAUACGCAGAAAACCAUAAAAAACUAUUUCGAAAAGUUGUGAGAGCGCCACCAUUAAUGUUUCCUAUCCACCCAUACUAAGCCGGUCCCGAGUGUCGGCGAAAAAGUGAUGAAUGUCUAGUUCAUAGAUUUCACAUUUGAAAGUGCUAAUUGUAGGUUCAGUUGUUCGCUGGACUUCAAUCGGUUACAAGCCUCCUUUAACACUGGUCUAGAAAAAUUGCACCCCGAGUGUGAUGCAAGCGGUUAAUCCAGUCCGUCACUAAUUAGUUUAGCGAUAGGUGUCUUUGCUUGACAAAUGUUACCUGCAAAGUUUAUGCUUUCCUCCUAACAGAAACAAAACGCAUAUCGGUGUCUCUGAGAAAAAAAAUUUCAUCAGUUUUCCUACCAAAGUUCAGUGAGUGUCGAGCAAAAAAAGGACCAUUCAAACGGAUUCUUUGGAGUAAUAAACAAGCAAUCAAACCACUACUGGCCUAAUUAUGGUUAAUGAAUACACAGGACCUCCCGCCCAGGAGCUGGAGACGUUCCUCCCGAAGGAUGCAAAAAAUGGAACAUCAAAAUACAAGAUCACUCCAGCCAAAACGGACGUGGAAUCGGCGGCAGUGCAAUCUUUUGAUCCAUUCAAGGAAAGAUCCCUGGAACAUCCCACUACCGAUGGCGAAACGUUAACCCAUCUUUUGAAGGCUUCCCUCGGAACGGGAAUUUUGGCUAUGCCAAUAGCCUUCAGCUAUGCUGGACUUGUAGGUGGAAUAAUCGCAACGGUUCUGACGGCACUUAUCUGCACACACUGCGCCUACGUUCUGGUCAAAUGUGCUCACACCUUGUACCACCGGAACAAGUGCACGGCGAUGACUUUCGCCGAAAUCGCGGAAGUUUCGCUGGCAAAUGGACCCCAAUGGGGACGCAGGUGGAGUAAAUUCAUACCGAAGUGUAUUACCUACGGACUGUUUGUCACUUACUUCGGAACAUGUGCCGUGUACACCGUCAUUAUCGCUACAAACUUUCUGCAAGUCAUCGACCACUACACAGGAUCUGCCAUGAAUCUGCGAGUCAUGAUUGCCUUACUCCUGGUGCCUUUGAUCUUACUUUCGUGGAUCCCUAAUUUGAAGUACCUUGCACCGGUUUCGAUGGUCGCCAACGUCUUCAUGUGUGUUGGGCUAGGAAUUACUUUCUACUAUUUGGUUACCGAUAUGCCGCCACUGACCGAAAGACCCAUGUUUAUUUCCGUGAUGAACUGGCCGUCCUUCUUUGCUAUCGUAAUUUUCGCAAUGGAGGCAAUCGGUGUUGUAAUGCCACUGGAAAAUCAGAUGAAAACCCCCCAGAACUUUAUCGGACUUUGCGGCGUGCUGAACCAAGGAAUGGGUGGAGUUACGCUGAUUUACAUUCUUUUGGGAUUCUUGGGAUACGUGCGAUAUGGUGAUGAAGCGAUGGGAAGCAUAACCCUUAAUUUACCAGUUGAAGAAAUACCUGCCCAAGCCGUCAAGAUUUUGAUUGCCUUAGCUGUUUACUGUACAUUCGGACUGCAGUUUUACGUCUGUCUAGACAUCGCGUGGAUUGCCAUUAAGGAUAAGUUCAAGAAGCGACCAACACUGGUGAACUACACUAUGAGAACCAUCCUCGUUACUGCCGCAGUGCUACUGGCCGUUGCCGUUCCCACUAUCGGACCAUUCAUCGGACUUAUCGGAGCGUUCUUUUUCUCAAUCCUUGGACUGCUCAUUCCCAUCUUGAUUGAGAUGGUUACGUACUGGGAUCAAGGCUUCGGAAAGUUCAACUGGAUCAUCUGGAAAAAUGUUCUCGUGUUCUUCUUCGGACUUAUCGCGUUGGUUUUCGGCUCCAAGGGCGCCAUCGAAGACAUUAUCAAUCUCUAUGUUAAGUAGACUGAGUAGCAUUUUACACGUUGAUAUCUCGCAGCUGCAAUACUUAUAAAAAACAAGAUAAGUGUGAGGCACAAAAUGCGUCCUGCCGUGACUGCAUUUUUAUGCUUUUUGUACUAUUAAUUUUAAAUUAUAGUAACGACUUUUGUCCCUAAAAGAAAAGUGCUCUAAGAAAAACAGUAGGAUAAAGUUAAGUAUAAAUCCUUCAACACAAAAAGUGCUUUACAGCUGCAGUGAUAGAAUUUAAGACAAGUGCCUACUUUCAUUCAGCAAUGAAUAAAAAUAGAACGCGAGGACUUGAAUUAGAUCGUUAAAUGCAUACGCUAGGGAUUUCACUACAAUAUAGUUUAGCAGCGGAUCCGCCGAAACAGAAAAGACGGAAGUAUUCAUAUCUGCAAUUGUCCAACUCUAUUGCGGAUGUUUAUACGUACUGCAAGCGCAGCGCGGCCAUGGAACAUAAUAUGUAGACUCCGGUUAAGCAUUAGUUAUAUUUUUUUAAAAAAACAAAGGCAAACCAAUUAAAACCUAAAGUUGUCAUUAGCAGAAACAUUAUACGCAGUAUCAAAUUUUAGCAAAGCAAAAUUCUUUUUAUAAAAGAAAUUGAACGCAUCCAUCCUAUAUAGGCAUAAAAAUUACGUGGCAGCAAUGAAUAAAAUUAGUAGAGAUAAA